GAGCGGAAUGACAACCGGAUCGCUGUGAGGGCAAGGGCGAUAUUUAACAUACAGGGUCGUCGGGGCGCUUGAAUCGAGAACCUUACCCACAAUUUGGCCGUGAUGUCUCUUCCCAAAGCACACCGUCUUCCGGCCUCAUUAAGACGAGGUACCAGACUCUUUCCCAAAUCGAAGGAGCAAGGGCCCGUUUCUGAGUCUCGGUCUGUAUGUUCCUCCACCGCCUUUCAACCGGUCUUUUACCGUGAUGUCAUCCGAGUUCCUUUAAAUCGCCGCACCUUUCCACUCUGGCGGCACCAAACCGUCGAGCGUACGAUAUUCCCCGCUGACCCAGCGCGUCUUGAAGAACAGGAGGCUAAUUUCCAACGUAGAAAAGCAACGGCCUCUGAGCUGCAAAGAUUACCAGGAUGGGAAGUCAUUUUUCAAACUCUGGAAUCCAAUCAACCGUCUGUCGACGCAGUUGUGGCCGCAAAAGAAAGGACAUUGCGACGGGCGAGACGACGAGAAAAUGCUGGAUAUCUGGGUCCGGAGGAGGUUCUUUCAGCAAUUUCAUGUGCCAUUGCUGACUUGCGGGGAAAAUCGAUUGAUGAACAAAACGACUCCAUAUACCAGUUAUAUCUUAAAACAAUCAAACGAUUUCAACAAUCUUCGGGAAACCUUCGACAUCACAAUGCUGUGCUACCGGGAGCGAUUACCAAAAUCACAAAAGAUUGCUGUAGAUUAGGCAGGCUGGAUUUGGCACAGACGGUCGUGGCACAAUAUAUGCAAGACUUACAGGGCAUUGAGAGAUUGGAAGACUCUGAGAGACUAUUGGCAGGACCGUUCAACGCACUAAUUGAGGCUUAUUAUCGAGCUGGAAACCGGGAGAUGGGUCAGACGCUUUUACAGGAGAUGCACAACACGGGCAUCAGUCCCAACUCGCGAACUUAUAGCAUCCUAAUCCGAGCAUGUGAGCCUGAAGAGGUCGAAACAGCACUGCAAAUCCUCCAAAUGAUCGCCAACACACCAAAUAUGCGACCACGGCUGGCAACUCUGAAUAAGGUACUUGACCUUUGUUUCACUGCAGGGGGAAAAUAUCGCCAGGAAGCGUCAAAAGUGUUUCAAUUGCUCCAACAAAUCUAUCCCAUCAAACCUGGGUGUCGCACUGGCCCAAAUUCAACCACUGCCUGCAUACUGCUUAAGCAAUGUCGGUCAGAGGCAGAUAUCGAGUUGGUCUUCCGCGACGUUCAGAAAUGGUCGCUAGUUCGGUCGUCUCGCAUUCAAGCGAAGGUACUCCGUACUGCUUCACAAAUUGCUGGGCCGACGAACGCCCUCUCGCAAUGCUUGGAUUGGGCCAAUCGAUAUGCUGGUCUUGGAGUACCCUUAUAUCCCGAGUCCGCCAGAGUAGUUCUUCAGGCGUACACCGACUCUGGUUCUGCAAGGGGAGGUUUGGAUUUCGCCGAACGAUUAUCGCGGUUCACAAUUCAGCCUCACGAAGACACUUUACUGGGUCUGCUCCGAUCUGUUGGUCGCGAUGCAGAACAAGGAGGCGUUGAUCGUCGGGAGGAGGAAGUAGCGUGGCGCAUAUGGAAUGGUUUAAAGGAGAGGUCACAAGCGCCAACUAUACGGACAUUUGUGGAGCUUAUUGAUGCCAUGGGAAGGGCUGGCGAUAUCCGAGGUCUAUGGUAUCUGUACCGAUUGAUGAAGUCAAAGGCGGAGGGCAAAGACGUACCAGUUGUCCGUAAGACAGUCGAAGACGAGACGCCUGAAGCUGCCCUGCUAGCUCGAAUAGAUCCGAACGACACUCGGCUCAAUCGUGCAUUCGUACGCGCCUUCGGGUCGCGCCUUGCGUCGGAUCCCAAGUCUGCAGCGGCCGUGUUUGCGGCGGGUUCGAAUGACGAGAGAUCAGCCCUCGACUUACUACGAAGUGUCCGUGACCGGCGGCAGGCCCCACGCAUAUUGAAUGAUUUGCUUGGAGUUGCCGUAACUCGUGGUGCGCCCCUAACUACCGAUGGCCUCGGCAAAGCGUUUGCACAAGUUAUCGAACGGGCCCGAAAGCCCGAGUACAAUGCCAUGGCAUUCAGUUCUGCUGAAGGGCUGGACAAGAUUGGUGCUUGGAAUUUGCGUGCGCAGGGUCCCAGACCCGAACGUCAGAUUGAAGCAGCUCGCACGGCGGUUGUCAGAGCUGCGGCACACGGGGUCGCCGAUGCGGCAGCUAGCGUCAGGAGCGGCGAGGAUGUCUCACGGGCUCUUGGUGCUUUAGAGUCGUGGAUAGAUGGGCGUAGUGCGGAGGAAGGGAUCGAGGAUGUUCAACACGCGCUGGAGCGCUUGGAAGGGUGGACAAAGGACGUAACAAGGCAGCCGGCAUCAGGAUAGACAUCGCAUCACCACCAUCUUUACAUUUUGUUGUUUUUCCUGCAUUAUUUUUAUUUUAUUUACUAACGGC
This is a messenger RNA of Spizellomyces punctatus DAOM BR117, 2422 nucleotides long. RefSeq names its product pentatricopeptide repeat domain-containing protein. The record is from RefSeq and is a predicted model, not a curated record. NCBI's taxonomy places the organism in Eukaryota, Fungi, Chytridiomycota, Chytridiomycetes, Spizellomycetales, Spizellomycetaceae. The transcript is spliced from 3 exons. Gene Ontology annotation, molecular function: protein binding. The coding region runs from base 103 to 2352 and encodes 749 amino acids.